Messenger RNA from Pistacia vera, 1874 nucleotides. RefSeq names its product phosphatidylserine decarboxylase proenzyme 1, mitochondrial-like. Gene Ontology annotation, cellular component: mitochondrion. Gene Ontology annotation, molecular function: phosphatidylserine decarboxylase activity. NCBI's taxonomy places the organism in Eukaryota, Viridiplantae, Streptophyta, Magnoliopsida, Sapindales, Anacardiaceae. The coding region runs from base 316 to 1653 and encodes 445 amino acids. The transcript has 12 exons. The record is from RefSeq and is a predicted model, not a curated record. Gene Ontology annotation, biological process: phosphatidylethanolamine biosynthetic process.
GACAUGUCGUCCAAAUGUAGGAAUUAUCUACUUCUUCCGCCUCUUCCGGUUCUGGUGUGGGAAUGAGAGACAAAAACGGUGGUGCGUUGCCGCUCUCCCUUUGAACUUCAGCAAGUGAUCCAGGUUUUAAAGCGGAAACGCGCGUCUGAUUGCAGACACACAAAAGUGACAAAACGACAGCCUGUCUCUCCAUUUUAAACAGUCCUUCGCAAUUCAUCGCACACACAAUCUAUCUAUCACUCAAAAAUUAGAGAAGCACUAUAAGCAAAAACCCUAGCUAAAGAGCGUCUUUGCAACUAAAGCCACCAAACGAAAAUGAAAUUUCGGUUUCACAAUAAAGUCCCUAUUUUCCCUCACCAUUUAUGGCAUUACGAGCAGCAUCACUGCCGUCAAUUUUCUCCUUCAUUUGUGAAGAAGCUCUUUACAACGUCUCAAGCCCGUGCGUCUUCAAGUGGUGGCACAAACAAUGGUCAAGGCAAUAUUUUCCUGGUACCUGGUGCCACGGUUGCUACUUUACUUAUGCUUGGUGCUCUUCACGCUCGCAGGCUCUAUGAUGACAAGAAGGUUGAAGAGGCACGAGAGAAAGGGGCUGACAUUGAAUUCAAACCUGACGUAAAAGCUACAUUUCUGAGAAUGCUACCUCUUCGUUCAAUUUCUAGGUUUUGGGGUUUCCUGACAAGUGUGGAAUUUCCUGUCUGGAUGCGUCCAUAUGUUUAUAAAGCAUGGGCUCGGGCAUUCCAUUCAAACCUGGAAGAAGCAGCUCUGCCUCUGGAUGAAUAUGCUUCUUUAAGAGAAUUCUUUGUUCGUACCCUGAAACAAGGUUCCAGGCCUAUUGACCAGGAUCCUAAUUGUCUGGUUAGUCCUGUAGAUGGUACUAUUCUAAGAUUUGGAGAGUUGAAAGGGGUUGGUGCUAUGAUUGAGCAAGUUAAAGGGUUUUCAUAUUCCGUUUCUUCUCUUCUUGGUGCUAGCACCUUUCUUCCCACGAUAGCUGAAGGUGAAAUGCAUGAAGAGACUGGUGAACAAGAAAGCAUUCUUACAGACAACACUAAGAAGUCAUGGUGGAGAAUUUCAUUAGCUUCUCCCAAAGUCCAGGACAACAUGUUAGCACGUCCAAUGAAAGGCCUUUAUUACUGUGUGAUAUACUUAAAGCCUGGAGACUACCAUCGAAUACACUCACCAGUUGAUUGGAAUGUUCUAGUUCGUCGGCAUUUUUCAGGUCGCCUCUUUCCUUUGAACGAACGUGCAACAAGAACAAUUAGAAAUCUUUAUGUGGAGAAUGAAAGGGUUGUGCUUGAAGGUCUGUGGCAAGAAGGGUAUAUGGCAAUUGCUGCAAUUGGAGCAACUAAUAUUGGAUCAAUUGAGCUUUUCAUUGAACCAGAAUUCAAGACAAACCGGCCAAGAAAGAAGUUAUUACACUCAGAGCCUCCAGAACAACGGGUGUAUGAACCUGAAGGUGUUGGAAUGAUGCUUAAGAAAGGAGAUGAGGUGGCUGCCUUCAACAUGGGAUCAACGGUCGUGCUUGUCUUCCAAGCCACGACUUUGAAAUCACUUGAAAGUAAUGAUACUUUGUCAGAGUUCAGUUUUAGUAUCAAACGUGGAGAUAAGAUUCGUGUUGGAGAACCACUGGGGAGGUGGCAAGAUUCUUGCAACUGAUCAUAGUGGUAUACAAUUGAAUAUGUGUGCUCUAAAUAUGAUGCUGCUCUGAUGGGCAUGAGUUUUCUAUUAGUAGUAAGGGCGGGAAUGAUGCUUGUGCCAUAGAGCUCUUGGUUGGCUUGAUGUUGAACAAAGGAAAAGCUUAACUUGGUAGUCUACCAAAUUCUGUUUGGCUUGACUAGGCCUUUAAUUGGGUCAUAAACUGAGAUUAUGCCUGGGUU